This is a messenger RNA of Poeciliopsis prolifica (blackstripe livebearer), 3937 nucleotides long. It is a transcript of the gene cblc, whose product is annotated as Cbl proto-oncogene C, E3 ubiquitin protein ligase. Lineage: Eukaryota; Metazoa; Chordata; Actinopteri; Cyprinodontiformes; Poeciliidae. The record is from RefSeq and is a predicted model, not a curated record. Gene Ontology annotation, biological process: negative regulation of epidermal growth factor-activated receptor activity; cell surface receptor signaling pathway. Gene Ontology annotation, cellular component: plasma membrane; membrane raft. Gene Ontology annotation, molecular function: ubiquitin protein ligase activity; SH3 domain binding; phosphotyrosine residue binding.
AUGGACAAGUCCAUCAAAAGUCUCGGAAGGCUUUCGGAGCUGUGUACGAAUCCCCGCCUCAGCCUGAGGAACAGUCCACCGUUUCUGCCUGAUCUGGUUCGAGAGACUUUGACUUUGGUCACGCAGGUCUGGCUGCCUUAUCAAGAUGUCAGGGCAGGAGGAGGCCUGGCUCCACGAGGGGACGAGGCAAGAUACAUGAGAAUCCAUAUCAGAAACCUGCUGGAUAAGACGGACCGGGCCAUACUGCUUUUCAAAGAAGGCCGAGAGAAGAUAUUUGAUGAGACAUCCAGCUACAGGAGGAAUUUGACCAAACUGUCCUUGCUGUUCAGUCACAUGCUGUGGGAGCUCAAGGCUAUGUUUCCAGGGGGAUAUUUUCAGGGUGACACCUACAAUGUGUCGAAGGUUGAAGCAGAUCAAUUGAGGAAAUAUUUUGGAACUAUGUGCAUCGUGCCAUGGAGAAAAUUCAAAGAACAGUUGAAAAAAGCACAUCCAUUUGAGGAAGGGAUGGAGGCCAUGGCACUAAAGUCAACAAUUGAUCUUACCUGUAAUGAUAACAUCUCAGUGUUUGAGUUUGAUAUUUUCACUCUGCUGUUCCAGCCUUGGAAAUCACUUAUAAGAAACUGGAACCAGCUUGCUGUGACACACCCAGGAUACAUGGCCUUUCUUACUUAUGACCAAGUUGUAGAUCGGCUCGAACACUACCUGCACAGACCUGGGAGCUUCAUCUUUCGUCUGAGCUGCACCAGAAUGGGUCAGUGGGCCAUUGGUCAUGUGACCCCUGAAGGCAACAUCAUCCAGACUAUUCCACAGAACAAGCCUCUAUACCAGGCACUCAUCCAGGGCUUCAAGGAGGGCUGCUAUUUGUACCCAGAUGGCCGUGACAUGAACCCUGACCUGACAAGCUUGUGUGAACCGACCGGCAGAGACAAAGUCAAAGUUACCGAAGAGCAGUACGAGAUGUACUGUGAGAUUGGAAGCACUUUCCAGCUGUGUAAGAUCUGUGCAGAGAGGGAUAAGGACAUUCGGAUUCAGCCCUGUGGACAUCUUCUGUGCCAGCCUUGUCUCACGGGGUGGCAGAAGUCAGCCGGCCACACCUGCCCAUACUGCCGCUGCGACAUCCAAGGAACCGAGUCCGUCCUCGUGGAGCCCUACCUGAAAGUCAGCCAUAAGUGGGGAGAUGAUGAAGACGAUGAUGAUGACGGCGAGGAGGAUCAUGAGGACAUUGAGGUGGUGGUAAAGGAAAUGGCUGCCCUCCGGAAGUUCUCAAGUUUGGACUCCCAUAUCAACAGUUCUCACCUCAGAGCUCCACCUAUACCCCCGAAAAACUCUGCUACCGCAGACUGCCCGUCUCCUAAGCUGUUAAGCAGACACUCUCAAUCUUAUGAUGCGGCAUCUGAGAGACCAGAGGCGAACAGUUCGGCAUUCUUCAGCGAAGCAAAUUCUUCUUCUUCUUCCUCCCAAAAGGCUACAGACUGUGCAGCAGCAUGGGCCGAACCUUCCAGUCCAGUCCAAGGGAGAAGACGUAAAGAGAUAGAGAGAGGUGCAGCAAGACUCAGAAAAGACAAAACUGGCUUGGGAGAAAUAACAAGAACUAUGUCCUCUUGACUGAACAAACAGAAUGGCAACAUCUGAAGUCUGGGAAAUGUUUAACAAAGAAGCAACGGGGAUCUGAGAUAACUUUUACAUAAUAAGACUUAAGUGAAUGUAAGAAAAAAGAGGUCAUUGUAUCCCAUGUCUGAAUGGUCAUGCCUGCUGCAAAUAGUUCUGAUCAGAAGUUUACAUCAACUCUUCAUCAACAGGAAUAUGAUUUUCAUUGUGGGUUUUUCCUUAUUUGCUUAAAUUAUUUAUUUUCUGGUGGACUGAUAACACACCACACAGCUGUAGUCUUUUUUUGAAGCAAGAAGUAGACGCACAAGUUUUGAUUUAUUUUUGGAUUAUUUAUUUUCCACUCAAUGUCAAGCAGAUAUAAGAAGGCUGAAAUAUUCACAUACACUCCCUCUAUUUUUAUGUCCACUAGCAAGUUGCAAAGAAUCUAUCAUUUUUGGUUUUUUUAGCUGGCUGUAAGGUCAUGGCAAAAUGCUCACUGGAUAUUUGAUCACUCUUUAUUUAAAAUAUGAAACCGCUAAUUUCAUUUGGUUGAUUUAGUGGGUAGAAUUGAGUAAUUAAUCAGUGUCCUUUUAUUUAAAUUAUUUUUUCCGCUGCCACAGAAGCUUAAUGUUAGCGUAGGGUAUCCAUUGCACAAUUGGUAUUGUGACAACUGUUGUGGAGUUCAAAUCUGACUAAAACACACAUUCAGGCUGAUGACAAACGUUUAAAAACCCAAGGCUAUCAUGAAUUUAGAGAUGAUGACAAAGGAGCUUAACAAUACCGUGGAAUGAGACGGUGUCAAAAAAGACUUGAAGACUGAAAUUUUAAGCUGCCAACAAGGAUAAGACAAAGACAAACCAAUUUCACAGUAUGACUAAGAAUACUUAGAGGAGUAAAAAUGAGGCCAUUAAAUGUAAGAAUACUUCUACCCCUGUCAACCACGGUGGUGGCAGUAUUAUGUUGAAGGUUGGUACUGAGCGCUUUGCGCACAGCAGGUGAAAUGAUGAAAGCUACCUCCAGCUUUUCAUACAGUUAGUUAAACUUGGUCACCACGGAGUGAUGAUUACUAGCAUCAAAACUGUUUUUUAAAUGACUAAGAUUGUCUAAUCUUAAACUUCUGGACUGGCCAAAAACUGAACACUAUUGCUCAUUUAUGGUUCGUAGUCAAAGCAGGGUAUUUGCUAGUAAUCCAACUGAUUUAAAGGAGUUGUAGCCCCUUUUCUUCUUAAAAUGAGUAGUAAGAACAUUUAGGUAAAACUAUGCCAAUGGCAUGUUGAUUUCUACAAACAGGUCUACUUACUCUACAACUCGCUGAGGGUCAAUAAUCCAAAUAUCACCAAUGCUAUAUGUCUAUGUAAGCCUAGUAAUCAUAGAACAUCCAAAAUAAUUUCCAAUUUACGUACACAAUACUUGGUUUUAAAAAUCACUGCAAGUGGAAGCUGAACUAUCAGCUCACAGGAAAAACAGGAUGAUCCAAAUAAAUUAUUAAAAGGCAGAAACUAAUUUGACCUUCGUGUAAGUGAUGGUCUGAAUGUAAACUUCUGAUGAGAACUUUUGCUGAAAAAGAGGAGUGGGAAGUAAUCCCUCUGUGGCAACCUGCUGUUCAGUAAUCACAUUGACAUUAUCACUAUGGUGAAUUCAUCCUAACUUCCCAAUGUAGUCUCGUACACCAUCGUCUUUGUAAUCAAAUCAUCUAAUCAGCCUCCUAGAUGUAAAAAAACUGACUCGAAUUAUGAAUGAAUUCAAUUAUGAAGACACUGGAAGAGGCUAAUUGCUUGCCAGGAGCAAACAUUGGGUAAAUGAUGAAAAUUGCUACCUCCCCCAUUAGCCACAUUUAAACAUGAAAGAAAAACCUAGUGAUUUUUCUUUAUGUUUUUCCCGUGUGCUUGAGUUUCACUCAAGCUGUUUCCGACUUAUUAGUAUUUACUUCCUGUUGAAAAAGUGUUUUAAACCCUGAUAUAUAUGUAUCGCCUUUAAAAUAUGUGAGAAAGUGUGUGAAAUCAUAUAGAAAAAACUCAAGUGAAUUCAGAGACCUGAAAGAGAAGAACAAGAAUAAGUUAGAAUAACCCAUAAAUUGUGAAAAUAAGGUCAGUGAACUCAGUUGGGAGGAGAGAAGGAUUUAUAUAUAUUUUUUAAGGAUUUGCUGCAAGAGUGUCUUCAACUCUUGUAGCAAGAGUUGAAGACACUUGCUACUCUGGAGUUUAACAUAAACUCCAGGGUAGUUGGGCUGAGCGCAGCCUUGACCCCAUGACACCAGGCUGUGCACUUGUCAAACACACACCAAAGGGCUGCCAGACUCACCCUGAAACACACACACAUACACACACGCAUGCACACACCUCCACACACA